GUAAACACGCUGUGUCCGCGGGUCACCAUGUUUGACACGUGCCACGGCGUGCUAGAAGCUUUGAGUCAACUCUCUAGUUGUGUUUGGUCCCAUCGCACACAAUGUCCUGGCUCCACGCGCUCUCCUGUCUGCUCUGUCUGAGCCCCUGUCUGUCCUACAUCAGCCGCGAGGCCUACGUCAUCAUUGUUCCUGCUCAAGAGAAAACAUGUUUCUCCAAGACCUUCUCGCAAAGCAUCAAAGUCGUCUUCGAGUACAGCGUGACGGCGGGCGGCAACAAAGACAUUGACGCAAGAAUUAUCUCCCCCAAUGGCCUCGUCUUGUACAAGCAGCUCAAAAGCCGGGGGGACGAGGUGUCAUUCAACGCUCAAAAUGGCGACUUUAAAUUCUGUUUCGGAAAUGAGUUCUCCCAAGUGACGGGCAAGCGCAUAGCUUUCAACAUCCGGCCGUUUGACGAGGCGUCUCUGUCGCAGGAGGCAGGAGACGGGGACAAGAAAAUCCCGAGGGUCAGGGGCCCGCUGGAGGCGUUCUGUGACAACAUCCACUUCCUGAUGACAACCGUGGUGGACUUCCAGAUGAAGUACAUGGUCCGCGAGUCCAUGGGCCGCUACGUGGCGGAGAGCCUGAACAAGAGGGUCAUGUGGUGGUCGCUUGGUCAGUCCAUCGUCAUUGUCAUCACCGGCUUCGGUCAGGUGUUCGUCUUCAAGAAAUUCUUCACGGAGAAACGUGCUUCAACUAAACCGUCCGUCAGCUGAUUGAUGCAAGGGGUGUGUUCGUCACGUGCUGUGUACCAAUCUUCAUUGAUCCAUUGUGUAAACAGUUUCUUUGUUCCCUCCCUAUUCACAUUUUUGUACAUGCUAUGUGUGUGUAUAUCUGUGUGUGUAUGUGUGUGUAACACUUUACCGUUUAUGUUCCUACUCAGUAGCGUAAAACUAAAUUAUUUUUAUCAUUAAAUGUAUUUUU
Physella acuta is the source of this 960-nucleotide messenger RNA. Its product is annotated as transmembrane emp24 domain-containing protein 7. The record is from RefSeq and is a predicted model, not a curated record. Lineage: Eukaryota; Metazoa; Mollusca; Gastropoda; Physidae.